GACAAACUUUUUACAGGCACACACACUCGACAUAGCCCGGCCGAGUUGGGCACAAGACCAGCCAGCGUUCACUCUUCUCGUCUUCCCCACUGGCUGUGAACGUGCUCUCUCUGACUUUGAAUACGGGGAAUGCGCAGCGACCAAUGUCAGGACAUCAAGAUCGGUGAAAAAUAAUAAAGAUCACGUAGAAGAGAGCUGCAGCCAUGCAAGACCCGAAAAGUGAAGUCACGUACGCAAAGAUCUACCAAGAGCUGCUCAAGUCCGUCAAACACGGAACAGAUUUCUGUAAGGAGGUGACCGCCGUGUUCCAGAUCAGGGCUGACCUGGAACUCAACUAUGGCCGAACCCUGAAAAAGCUUGUGACUCGGCUAUGCAAAGUAUCUAGCAAGAUUGAGAAAGGCUCGGUGUUGAAUGCUUUGCUCGCAGUAUACCAAGAAAUGACUUCAACAUCUGAACUACACAUAAAUCUCGCCAAAGCCUUUCAAGAAGACUUUGUGAAAGCCCUGCAAGUGGAAAUUGAUGAGGAGUGCAAGAGAAAGAAGCAGUUGGAGCAAACUGCCGACAAGGCAACAAAGAUCAUGACUGAAAACCGCAGCAACCAGCUCAAGCUGCAGAGAAAGCUUUACCAGUGCUCGCGGAACCACGAGAUGCUGUUAGUCACGUCCUCUGCAGGUUUCUCCAUUCGCAAUGACAAGGACAGCAGAAAGGUGGAAGCACGGAUGCAGAAGUCCAUGUCGGCCCUGGAGAAGGCAGACCAAGAGUACUAUGAGCAUAACAUCUUGGGGGCUCAGUACCGAUGCCAGUGGGAGAGGACCAUGGAGCAAAACUGUGAGGAACUGAAGGAACUGCAGAACCAGAGACUUCUGAGCCUACAGGAGCUUCUCAACAAGUACAGCAUCCUCCUCACUGAUCACACCAGCUCCAUCACCAAUAUCACAGGUAAAGUGCAGGAGUCGGUGGGUCGAAUCAGCGUGUACCAGGAUCUCCAGCCGCUUCUCGAGGGGAUGACCAACUGGGCUCACCACGAGAACACGGAGCUCAUGCUUGCAGACUACUACGAAGAAGUAGCCAGGAGUCACAUGGAUGAAGGGAGACUUGCAGACUCGUUGAACAACAAGAUCUCCCGCCUGAAUACAGAACUGCAGAAAACCAAGAAUGAAAACAACGCUUUAAGGAGACUCACUGGAACAUACGGUGAAACGUCUUCUUUCGCGCACACCAGAGCCCAAUUGGAAAGCAAACUGGGAGAGGGCCAGUUCAAGGUGCAUCUGCUUGAGCUGAAUCAGCACAAGCUGGAGUGUGUGCUCGCUGACCUGGAGACGCAUGAACGACCCCGUCACAUGCUCUCUGACCGUGUCAUCGCCUGGUCCGACAAGCAGGGCCUCAAGCAUGCCAUGGUCCGGAUGCCCAAGCUGAAGCUGGACGAGGGCUGCGCCCUGAGCAUACCCGAGGCAGAGACAGAGGAGGGCUGUGGCCUGCCAAACUGCCCUCUCGGCUCGAGGCACAGCACCCACGAGCCACACGCGGCCAGAACCACGGCCCCCCCGGGCGUCGUCCGCCAAAUCCGGCCUACGUCCCUGCCGCACCGGCAAAACAACAACAACAACACACGCGGCAAGUGGCGGCGCAUCGCCAGCAUGAGGAACAGCCUCAUGCUGAGGAACGGUGAGCCCGCGGGAAGUGCUCAGCGGUCCAAUCACCGCAUCAACGAGGGCAGCCCCGCCGCUCGGCACCUCGGAGCAAGGCCGGGAGCCGCAGCUAGGAGGGUUCCUGCCAGGAUUCCCAGGGCACCCCAUCCGAGGGGCUCCGUAAUCGGAUGGUUCAACUCGGGGGAAGGACACGAGACACAAGAGAGGGUCGAUGGAACCGAAAACUCCGGCAGUUCUUUUGCAGAAACGGAUGUUGGUGGGGAAUUGAGAGCCAUUCCGGGCAGUCUUCAAAGCAGCAUCCACGCCGUACUGGAGGAGACAGAUGGAUCCAGCAUUGUUACAGUUGAAGGUUUGGGCAUGCAAGGAGCCGCUUCCCGCGAUGAGCAGCAAGCAACAUUCGGAUCCACCAACACGACAGAUGGAGCAAACAGUGAACAAUUUGCAACUGGGACCGGGGCUCAUGCUGAUCUGAACUAUCGGGUAGAAGAUUCGCAGGCGAGCCUUUUAACCAACACCAUCGGGGCUGCAGCUUCUGACUUGUCAAUUGAUACCUACCAGGGUGAACCUUUACCAGUAAUUGGAAAAUGCCGAGUCCUUUAUGAUCACAUUGCCAUCACGGAUGAAGAGCUCACCGUUAGGGAAGGUGAAAUUCUCAACAUCCACAGAAAGGACCCAGAUGGGUGGUGGUUUGGAGAGGUGAACGGACAAGAGGGACUAUUUCCAGCCCUGUACGUGCAGGAAAUCCCCUUGGUUGAUUGAUGCUUCACACAAGACAAUGAUGCUUUACACAAGACAAUGAUGCUUUUGGGCUCAACUUUAAAAGCACAGAACAAUGAUCAACUGAAACUUUCGAACGGAAUGCCUUUCUGCUAACGCGCACCGACAUCUAAUAAUGUUUUUGUAAAGGUUUCAUAUCAAUUGUUCAUUUAAAGUUAAUUAAAUACUACAGGCUAUCCAUAAACACAUCAUCCAUUCUUAAUAGGUGGCAAGUAGACCUUGACUUUGGCAUUUAGAUCCUGAACAUAUUUCCAUAAAACUAUACACACAUAUUCUUGGUUCUUUCUUUCCCUUCUACGUGACUUUACCGAAAGAGCUAAAAUUAUUAAUCCCUGCAGUCACGAAAGCUUUAAAUCGAAAUAUACACACACACUCGGUUGUUUGAAUCAUUUGUCAUACGAGGCUCCACAUGUCAUGGCGUCGGGGACUCACAUCGUACCGAUAUUCGAGAGUCUUAGUUUUUCAGGUACAGCCAUGCAGUGUUCCCUGGGUAGUAAUUGAUUCCAAUGCUUCCUUUAGGUUAUGCUAACGAAGAAAAAAUAAUAUAUCUAUAAGGUUAUUUGCUGCCAAUAGUUCAACUACACAAUGAACACUGCUGUUUAUAAUUUUAAUGAAUGGACGAUACUUUUUAUUGACACCCUGUAUAUAUCAACCUUGAGUUUAACGCAUAACAAUUUUUAAGUGGAAAAAAUUGCACAAAAUAUACACUUUCUAUUAUUUUGCGUAUCGAUUUAUAUCAGGCAUGAGGUAUUGUAAAUGUAUUUGUAUCUACUGCCAGGUAUAUAUUUUUUUUAUUUCAGCGUGAAUCUACAUAUUAAUGCUCGGUGAUGUUUCUAUUGAGAAAAAAUACACUUAAUGCUGUCAUGCCAUAACCGUUUAAGGUACAGCGUCUGUCACCUGUUUUAUUUUUUGUGCUUGAAACGAACUAAUUUAUUUCAUAGCUUUAUGUACGGGAAGUUUAUUAGUAACUGGCAAAAGUGCGGAUCACACAAAUACGUAGAUCAAUCAUGCACAUUGAUUUUGCAGAGGACCUCUGAGUAAACCUGAGGCCAUACUUAGGUUGUAAAUACAUUUCAAGUCGAGUACUGUAUAGGUUUUUUUCCUAUACAGUACUCGCUUUGAAAUGCACACACAGUUAUUUGUCAACAGGGCAGUAUGCUCUGCUGUUUAUUAAUACAACUUGUGAUCCAUUUUACAGAAACACUUGAUUAUAAAAAUACACACAUUUUCUUCACGUUAAUUCGCACAAUCACGCAAAUCAUCAUUUGCCUGUUUAUAUUUGGUUUAUUCUGUUUGUAUUGGCUGAUAAUGCAUGACUUUCAACGAUGUGUUUUACACAUUUCACUGUAUUAUAAUAACACUGAUUAAAGCUUACAUUGUGUCAUGCCUAUGUUAUUUGUAUGCAUAUAUUUUAUAUGAAAAAAAUAUGUGAAUGUAUUCAAAUAGCUUCCUAAUCCUUAGUAGAAGGCUAAUUGAUUUUAUUGUAAGCGCUGUUUAUGUGACCCCACAUUCAUUGCAUCAGUAGUCCGACAAACCACGUGGUUUAUUGGAUUUGUGGGAGGUCCAGCCAAGCAAUUUUUCAUCUUCUAUUUAAGCCAAGCUUCAGGCAGUGUCAAGUUCUGACAGUUCAUUUUAUCUCGAGGCCAAAAAUCAAAGUGUGUUCUUAUGCAUUCUGAAGGAUAAACUACAUACGUAUACAUGUAUGCAUUUUUUUCCGUUUUAACAAUUGCAAAAAUAACAUUGUUUAAAUGUCAGACUCUUCAUUUAUCCUGGAGAAAUCCGAUGAACUUUGAAGCUCUUUUUCACAGAUGUCCAGUAGUUUCAAAGAUGUCCAGUAGCCUCUUCAAACCAAUACAAGGGAUUUAAAUUGUCCAAAAUAUCACGGCUGUCACUUUUGUCUACUGGUCGGUCAACCCACAGCCGUGCCAGAGGGAAAGACGACAUGGUAUAGAAGUUAGGAAAAAUCACACAAAAGCAAAUUACAUCACUGCACUUCAAUUUUCGAAAUUAUUUUGAUGUUUUUUUAUUAAUGUACAGAAGUCUAAUUAUUGUUCAUUUUGACGCAAAAAUGCACACAGCUGCUGAAUUAGAAAAAUCCACCAUGCACAUAUAGAGAGCCAUGAAAAACAAUACAAUAAAGUAUUGAAUCCACACAUAUUUUGCGUAAAAUGCCGAUAUACAUGAGGGUGUACCUGUCAAGUGAGAUGAAAACCAACGUUUGGUCAAGAAGCAGAAAGCACGCCCAUACCUGUAGGUACGUUUCAUUGAGGCUCUGCAUUGUUUCGACUGAAAUAUACAUGAUAGUACAAUUUUAAUGUCGUCGUAUCUUUUGUUAUUGUUGGCCAAUUGUCCCCCAAAUUAUUUAUGUAAAAAGAGAAAUGUCUACACAACACACAA
Molecule: messenger RNA, 4823 nt
Organism: Lethenteron reissneri (Far Eastern brook lamprey)
Lineage: Eukaryota; Metazoa; Chordata; Hyperoartia; Petromyzontiformes; Petromyzontidae
Product: nostrin-like
Cellular component (GO): plasma membrane; cytoplasm
Molecular function (GO): protein binding
Source: RefSeq, a predicted model, not a curated record